AUGUUGAAUGCUAAUCAUGUCUUAAAAUCGAUACUCCAUCGAAGUAGAUAUUUAUUGUCAAGUCGUGGAAAUGAAUUUCACACCAGUGUAAAGUGUGAUAAACUUGCUCGUACUAGAGCUGAACUGUGUGAAGCCAACAAAGUUGUCAUCAAGUUAGGCAGUGCAGUUGUCACGAAACCGGAUAAAAGUGGUCUUGCUUUGGGACGUUUAGCGGCUAUUGUAGAACAGAUUGCGGAACUUUGUCAUCAGGGACGACAAUGCCUUCUCGUUACCAGUGGAGCAAUAGCACUUGGUCGACAUCAUCUUGAAAUUGAUGGACAGAAAAGUAGUCGAGGUGCUCGUGCAGCUAUUGGUAUGGCAGAAAUGGUCACUUUAUAUGGCCAUUUGUUUGAACAAUGUGAUCUGAGAACAGCAGCCAUGUUACUUACACCUGUAGACUUUGAUGAUGACCAGCGACGAGCAUAUUGGCGAACAGCACUUCAAGAUUUAUUAAAUCAAGGUGUUGUACCUAUAAUCAAUACAAAUGAUGCUGUAGCCUGGACUAAAGAAAAUGCUGAAGGUAAAGAUCCUGAAGGUUCAACAUUAGCUCCUCAAGUACGUGACAACGAUAGUUUGGCAGCUCGUUUAGCAUGUGAGCUGAAAUCCGACUUAUUGUUAUUGAUUUCUGAUGUUGAUGGAGUAUAUACUGCACCACCUGGUAGUCCUGGAGCUAGAUUUAUUGCAGAAUAUGAAGUACGGGAAAGUUCAGAAUAUGAUACACUCACGCCAACACUUCAUGGGGAACUGGUCAAUUUUGGUACUCCAUCAUCUGUUGGUACUGGUGGGAUGCAAAGUAAGAUUGCAUCAGCUAUUUGGACUACUCGACAAGGGACAUCAGUAGUUAUCAUUAGAGGUAGUCGAUUCAAUUGUAUCACUGAUGUUAUGCAUGGCAUGGAUGUGGGCACAUUUUUCACCUUGCAAAAAGAAAGUGAAAAUGGGAAAGAACAUGGUACAAGAGAAGAAAUUGUUAAAUCUGUUGCUAUGAAAGCUCGAGAAGCCAAUAUGCGACUGAAUUCAUCGACAAGCGAAGAUAGAGCAAAGGCGAUAGAAUACUUAGCUGAUAAACUUCUAGAGAAUGAAGAUGAAAUUAUCGCAGAAAAUGAAAAAGAUAUCAAAGAGGCUGAAGCGGCUGGUUUAUCCUCCGCCUUAAUCGCUCGACUACAACUUGGUCAUUCAAAGAUAAAAACAUUGAGUGAAGGUCUCCGACAAAUUGCCGUUCAAUCACGUCAACGUAAUGGUCAUGUUGGUUGUGUACUGACUCGUACAAAAUUGGCGGAUAAUUUAAUCUUGGAGAAGAUUACUGCACCGAUUGGUGUAUUGAUGGUGAUAUUUGAAUCACGACCGGAUUGUUUACCACAGGUUGCAGCCCUAUCAAUCGCUACAGCAAAUGCCCUACUGGCUAAGCCUGGAUCAGAAGCAAUGCAUACUGUUCGUGUACUUCAUCGACUUGUUGGCGAAGCUUUAGAAAUGGCUAAUCUACCUGCUGAAGCUGUUGGUUUACUUCAAGGCAGAAAAGAUGUUGAUCAUGUCUUAAAGGGGAUAGAUAAACAACCACUGAUUGACUUAGUUAUUCCAAGAGGUAGUUCAAAAAUGAUAGAAAAUAUACGGAAUACAGUAAGUAAAGCAGGUACUGGUGUACCUGUUAUGGGACAUGGAGCCGGUGUUUGUCAUGUUUAUAUUGAUGCAGCAGCUGAUCCAGAGAAAGCAUUAAAGAUAGUUAUUGACUCUAAAUGUGAUUAUCCAUCAGCUUGUAAUGCAAUGGAAACUCUCCUAGUCCACAAAUCUCAUGCUGAAUCCGGACUAUUGGAGAGAUUAUGCAAUCAAUUACGAGAACAUAAGGUCAAACUAUACGCAGGUCCAGGUAUGAUUCGACUUGGUGAAAAUUUAACCGAUGCAAUGGAACCAGCAAAAGAAUUAUCGCAUGAAUAUGGGGAUUUAGAGUGUACUGUUGAAUUGGUUGAAAGUUUAGAUGAAGCUAUUGAACAUAUUGCAUUGUACGGUAGUUCACAUACUGAAUGUAUUGUCACUGAAGAUAAGGCUGUAGCAGAAAUGUUCCUUCAAAAAACUGACAGUGCUUGCAUAUUUCAUAAUGCAAGUACACGAUUUGCUGAUGGAUACAGAUUUGGAUUAGGCGCUGAAGUUGGCAUAAACACUGGACGUAUUCACGCUCGUGGACCAGUUGGUGUUGAAGGUUUACUCACGACGAAAUGGCUUCUACGUGGAAAUGGUCAAUGUGCAUCUGAUUUCAGUUCAGGAAAACUAACUUAUACUCAUGAAUCCUUACCCAUAGAAUAA
This is a messenger RNA of Trichobilharzia regenti, 2334 nucleotides long. NCBI's taxonomy places the organism in Eukaryota, Metazoa, Platyhelminthes, Trematoda, Strigeidida, Schistosomatidae. The record is from the annotation of a GenBank genome assembly.